Molecule: messenger RNA, 990 nt
Organism: Drechmeria coniospora
Lineage: Eukaryota; Fungi; Ascomycota; Sordariomycetes; Hypocreales; Ophiocordycipitaceae
Product: fmHP
Exons: 2
Coding region: 1-990 (329 amino acids)
Source: RefSeq, a predicted model, not a curated record
AUGGCGGGAUCCACGACAGAGGCGACUGCCCAGUCGACAGCAGGAACGGACCAGACGACGGCCACUGCCAGGGGCUCGCGCGGGCCGCCCAAACCCAUCGAUAUUGACAAGACGAAGCCGCAAGAUUUUGACGGACAAGUGUCGACAACAAACGGGUUGCCGUCGGCGGAGACGUUGCGGGAGGUUGACGACUACGUCGUCCUGGACCGAGAUGGAAAGACGCGCACAUUCGAGAGCCUGUACAACGGGCGAAAUGCCGCACGCCGAGUCCUCGUCAUCUUUGUGCGCCACUUUUUCUGCGGAAAUUGCCAAGAGUACCUGCGGUCUCUGUCCGAGUCGGUCACGGUAGAGUCUCUGCUGCGGCUUCCGGUCAGCACCUGCAUCGUCGUCAUCGGCUGCGGAGACCCUGCGCUGAUCGACAUGUAUGUCGAGGCAACCAACUGCCCGUUCCUCAUAUACACCGACCCGACGCGAUCACUGUUCGACAAGUUCGGCAUGAUCAAGACGUUGAGCCUAGGGCCCAAGCCGGCGUACAUGAAAAAGAGCAUUACAAAGGGGAUUUUCGACAGCAUCGGACAGGCGCUGCGGCACGUGCCCGAUGGUUUGGCGCUCAAGUCGGGUGACCAGCGGCAGGUCGGCGGCGAGUUUCUCUUCGAACCGCUCGACAUCGUCACACCCAUCACGACGCCACGCGAGGAGGGACACAAGCGGAUCGCAUCGCUGGACGACCCCGGCGGCCACGACAGGCUGGACGAGGGUCCCAUCGAAGUCAAGCGGGUGUCGUGGUGCCACCGGAUGACGACGACGCGUGAUCACGCCGAGAUACCCGAGCUCAUGGAGAUUCUCGGACUCGACAGCCAAGAGCAUCCGAUCAAAGACAAGGACCGCUGGACCAAGGCGCUGGAGGUGCGCAAGGGCACAGGGACGACCAUGGCGAACCAGAUGAGCCAGGUCAGCUCUGCUCAGGAGGAGCAAUCGAUAUCGUCAUGA